AGAAGAGAUGUCAUGCUGCAUUCCUGGCUGUUAGUGCCAAUUAUGCUCGGCUGGUCUCGCGAUGUCCUUUCUGUAGAAGCAAACUGUAACCCAGAAAUGUGUGCACAGAUCAGACACCUGCGGCAGCCCUAAAAUCUGCAGCACAGCUCCUAGAAUAGCAACAGCCAGGAGCAGAAACACUGGAGCAAGUGGUAUUGCAGAGAGGAUUCGCCACCCCGUCUGUUGGGGGUAUUGUUUUCUACUAUUGCUGAUGUCCUUUCAAUGGCAGUUCCACCAGGAAGAUAAUUUUCGUGCACCUGGCUUUUGGUUGUAUUUUCCUGGAUUAUCGUUUGACUGAGGACUCGGCUCUUUCAUCCCCUCUUCCCCGUAGCUCUUUGCGUGCAGAGGCACUAGAGAAAGUUGAUUUGUAAAAUGUCUUUUAAUGAAGAGAGAGGCUCCCGGAGAGCAGUAGAGCAAUGGUUAUGAAACUGUGGGUUUUAUUUGCCUUUUUUCUGUUAAGCAUGGCGUGGAUUUGUGAAUGCGAAGGAUCUUGAGGGUUUUUUUGCCUUCCAUCUUUUACGUGCCUUAGUGCAACUCAAGUAACUUACUAACAUUUUCUAUUAAACCAUAUAAUACUUUGGCAGCCCUUUGAUAGUUUGUGGUUCCCUCGUAACAAUCUAUACAGCAGGAGGUAAAGGUGGAAUCCUGGUAUUAGACAGAGGUAUGAUUUGCACGGUAUGCUAACUUGCUUCAGUCCACUGGGACCAUUCUCUUCUUCUAGCCUACAAACUAGUUUCAGCAUUGAGUGACGCCGAGCAAUAUAAGCGCUCUCUUUGGGCCCCAGUAACUGGAAGUGCACAGUUGUCUGACUCCGAUAGUAGGGGAUUCUGUACCAAUGUGGAGACCAUAUGAACCUCUGAUUGGACCCCACCAUUUCCUGUUGUAUGAAGGAGGGUGCUUUGCCCCAGGGGAACAACUUCUCUAGGCUGACAUGGCAAUGAUGAGAUCCGACUUGGGCAUUAUGAAGAUCCUUCACUUGAAGAAGAGAGGCUGUUUUCUGCUGAAGCUUUUGUGUCUGGUUGUCUUGGUGUUAAUCUUUUGUGAAUUCUUAGUUUAUUAUGUGGUGAUAUUUCAGUGUCAUUGGCCAGAAGUUAAAAUAGAAGCUCACAGGAGCAGCAAACAGUCUUCGGCUUCUGUCUUGAAGGCCAUGUUUUUAUCUGAUACCCACCUGCUUGGUGAAAUCAAAGGGCACUGGCUAGACAAAUUAAGAAGGGAAUGGCAAAUGGAGAGAGCCUUCCAAACUGCCUUGUCAUUACUGGAGCCAGAUAUUGUUUUCAUCCUAGGAGACGUCUUUGAUGAAGGAAAGUGGAGCUCCUCCCAGGCCUGGGCAGAUGAUGUCAGGCGGUUUCAGAAAAUGUUCCGACAUCCAGUUCGCACUGAGCUAAUGGUUGUUGUUGGCAACCAUGACAUUGGCUUUCACUACGAAAUGACCACUUACAAGUUAAAACGGUUUGCAAAAGUUUUCAACUUCACCUCAGGAAAGCUAAUAACCCGGAAGGGGGUAAAUUUUGUCAUGGUGAACAGUGUUGCCCUGGAUGGUGAUGGGUGCGCUGUCUGCAGCAGGGCAGAGGCAAAGCUCAUGAAGCUUUCUCAUAAACUGAAUUGCUCCCAACAGCAGGAACAGAAUCAUUCCAACAAAAGAUGCAGUGGUGUGGAACAGCUUCCAGCUUCAGAACCAAUCCUUUUACAGCAUUACCCUCUUUACAGAAGAAGUGACGCUGAAUGUACCGGAGAAGAUUCUGCUCUUCCAGAGGAAAAGAACAUCCCAUUUAAAGAAAAGUAUGACGUACUGUCUAGAGAGGCUUCACAAAAGCUGUUAUGGUGGUUUCAUCCCCGUUUGAUUCUGAGUGGCCAUACCCACAGUGCAUGUGAAGUGUUGCAUAAUGGGAAGAUUCCAGAAAUCAGUGUCCCAUCAUUUAGUUGGAGGAACAGAAACAACCCUAGUUUCAUCAUGCAUCUUGUGGCAUGGGGAAAAGAAACUCAAAUCUCAUUACUCUUUGGUUUACACUCUUUAGUCCAUAGACAACAACACCAAGUCCCUUCUCAAUCCAUGUAUUUUAUUUAACUGUUGGCAUGUUUCUUUUGCUAAGUAGUCCUGCUUUUACCAGCUGCUACCUAUCCAAUCAAGUGCUUGUGCCUAUUCUAUUUUCCUUAAAGUGGUUGCUAUCAAACCAUGCACAUUACCUUUGCAACAUGUCUAGUCUCUAGUGCUAUAGGGUGUGGACUGACUGCAUGGUAUUGGUACUAUAUUAGUCCAGGUCCUGCAACCUAAUGCAGAACUUAAACAUCACAGCUGUUUUUGAUGUAGACUCACUAAACCUAUACCCAACCACAUGAUGGCCUUUCUUUCUUUUUCAGGGCAGCAUAACACCAACCGACUUCUCCCUCUACAAGUGUUUCCUUCCACUUGAGAGCAGAGUUGUUACUAUAUACUGUAUAGCAGGGGCUCUACUUGGGGUACUGAUACUAGCUCAUCUUCAACUUCUCAAUCCACCUUUUUAUUUUGCUCAGCACUUAAUCAGGAAGCAUAAAGCAGUAUGAAGAGCCAGACAUCUGCAUUCAGUUACUGAAAUACCAAAGCUGAG
This is a messenger RNA of Chrysemys picta bellii (western painted turtle), 2624 nucleotides long. It is a transcript of the gene MPPE1, whose product is annotated as metallophosphoesterase 1. Gene Ontology annotation, molecular function: phosphoric diester hydrolase activity. Lineage: Eukaryota; Metazoa; Chordata; Testudines; Emydidae. The record is from RefSeq and is a predicted model, not a curated record. Gene Ontology annotation, biological process: endoplasmic reticulum to Golgi vesicle-mediated transport; GPI anchor biosynthetic process. Gene Ontology annotation, cellular component: endoplasmic reticulum-Golgi intermediate compartment.